Messenger RNA from Phacochoerus africanus (Common warthog), 2377 nucleotides. RefSeq names its product tryptophan hydroxylase 2 (gene TPH2). The coding region runs from base 703 to 2178 and encodes 491 amino acids. Gene Ontology annotation, biological process: serotonin biosynthetic process; aromatic amino acid metabolic process. Gene Ontology annotation, molecular function: tryptophan 5-monooxygenase activity; iron ion binding. NCBI's taxonomy places the organism in Eukaryota, Metazoa, Chordata, Mammalia, Artiodactyla, Suidae. The record is from RefSeq and is a predicted model, not a curated record. The transcript is spliced from 11 exons. Gene Ontology annotation, cellular component: neuron projection.
GUGUCUCAACCAUAUCUACAUGUGGAUAAAUCACAGCCCCACAUCUCCUGUACAAUAUGAGGGCUGCACAUCAUUGCACAGUGGCAUCACAUGGUUGGGAAGGAGUGCCUUUUAUGAACGCCAUUACAGACACACAAGUACAUGCACACAGUCCUAACACAUCAGAUCAGAAGAAGUUUAUGAAAGUAAAAUGGCUUAGGGAUUCUGCAGUGUUGAUCUUUCUUAAGUUAUUUUCCUCCUUUUGGAAAACUUUGCAUUUAUAGUCAACCCCAGGCUGAGGUUAACUUGCCAGGAGCAGGUUUGAGAGAUGAGAACUAACGUCAGGGGAUAGAUAUUUUCUUUUACAAAUAAAACCCUGUUAUGUAUUGUUCUCCACCACCCACGCCUAAGCUGCUACUCGACUUAUGAAACAAUUCGAACCACGAACACAGAUAACCCCAGGCUUCAGGUCUGUAAUCUGACUGUGGCCAUCAGCAGCCAGAAAUGAGUUUCUUUCUAAUCAGUCUUGCAUCAGUCCCCAGUCAUUCAUAUAAAGGAGCCUGGAGAGAGGAGGAUUUGCAUUGCUUUUUCUUCAGCACCAGGGUUCUGGACAGCGCCCCAAGAGGUCCACUGCUUGCAAGCCUCUGCUCUCUCUAUCUCUGCGUGCUCAUAUUGCCCCUCUAGUCCCCCCUGCUGCAGAGAAAGAAAAUUACAUCGGGAUCCAUGCAGCCGGCAAUGAUGAUGUUUUCUAGUAAAUACUGGGCAAGGAGAGGGCUUUCUCUGGAUUCAGCAGUGCCUGAAGAGCAUCAGCUGCUUGGCAGCUUAACACUAAAUAAAAGUAACUCUGGCAAAAAUGAUGAUAAAAAAGGCAACAAGGGAAGCGGAAAAAGUGACACUGCUACCGAGAGCGGCAAGACUGCAGUUGUAUUCUCCCUCAAAAAUGAAGUUGGUGGAUUGGUCAAAGCACUGAAGCUCUUUCAGGAAAAACAUGUCAAUAUGGUUCACAUUGAGUCCAGGAAAUCCCGGCGAAGAAGUUCGGAGGUUGAAAUCUUCGUGGACUGUGAGUGUGGCAAAACGGAAUUUAAUGAGCUCAUUCAGUCACUGAAAUUUCAAACCACAAUUGUGACGCUGAAUCCGCCAGAGAACAUUUGGACAGAGGAAGAAGAGCUGGAGGAUGUGCCCUGGUUCCCCCGGAAGAUCUCCGAGUUAGACAAGUGUUCUCACAGAGUUCUCAUGUAUGGCUCUGAGCUGGACGCUGAUCACCCAGGAUUUAAAGACAAUGUCUAUCGACAGAGAAGAAAGUAUUUUGUGGAUUUGGCCAUGGGUUAUAAAUAUGGUCAGCCCAUCCCCAGGGUGGAGUACACGGAGGAAGAAACUAAAACUUGGGGCAUUGUAUUCCGAGAGCUCUCCAAACUCUAUCCCACUCAUGCUUGCCGGGAGUAUUUGAAAAACUUCCCUCUGCUGACUAAAUACUGUGGCUACAGGGAGGACAACGUGCCUCAACUUGAAGAUGUGUCGGUUUUUCUGAAAGAAAGGUCUGGCUUCACAGUGAGGCCAGUGGCUGGAUACCUGAGUCCACGAGACUUUCUGGCAGGACUGGCCUACAGAGUGUUCCACUGUACUCAGUAUGUCCGCCACGGCUCGGAUCCCCUCUACACCCCAGAACCAGACACAUGUCACGAACUCCUGGGACAUGUACCUCUACUUGCGGAUCCUAAGUUUGCUCAGUUUUCACAAGAAAUAGGCCUGGCAUCUCUGGGAGCAUCAGAUGAAGAUGUUCAGAAACUAGCCACAUGCUAUUUCUUCACGAUUGAGUUUGGCCUUUGCAAGCAAGAAGGGCAACUGCGGGCAUAUGGAGCUGGACUGCUUUCCUCCAUUGGAGAAUUAAAGCAUGCUCUUUCUGACAAGGCAUGUGUGAAAGCCUUUGACCCAAAGACAACUUGCUUACAGGAAUGCCUUAUCACAACUUUCCAGGAAGCCUACUUUGUUUCAGAAAGUUUUGAAGAAGCCAAAGAAAAGAUGAGGGACUUUGCAAAGUCAAUUACCCGUCCCUUCUCUGUCUACUUCAAUCCUUACACACAGAGUAUUGAAAUUCUGAAAGAUACCAGGAGUAUUGAAAACGUGGUGCAGGACCUCCGCAGUGAUUUGAACACAGUGUGUGAUGCCUUGAACAAGAUGAACCAGUAUCUGGGAAUUUGAUGCCUGGGACCAGUUUUGUUGCCAGCAUGAUUUUGGGGGGCUUAGCAUCAAUUCAGUCAAUGACCUAUAACACCAAUGGCUUUCUGUGUCAUGGCUUGGCUAGUGAGCAUGUGAUUCUGUAUAUUUCUACCUACUUGUAGCUUAUUGUGAUCAUAUGUGAAACACCAUAAAGAAUCCAAUGACAUAACUACUCAUUAUG